AUAUUUCUCAGGUACACCAGGGGGACAACGACCAGGGAAAAAGUCUGGCUUAGUAAGGCAGAGUACAGCAGGGCUUAACAGAACCCAUCAUCUCCUCAACUGUCAAAGCAUGGCAUCACAAAUGGACCGACCGCCCCCCUCAGUCGGCGCGAUAGCGGUUGCAUCCGCCGUGAUAGCCGGUGUGACCGGCUACUUUCUAGGGCAGGCGUCCGCCAUUGGGGUCUUCUCACAAAGAAAACCGACAGCGAUAGAGAGGUCCAGCAAGAGCAAGGAGGACCAGGAGACAGAGGACUCCGACUCGGACAGCGACCUGAGUGAGAUCGGCGAGCUGGGAAGUUUCGUGAACAGCCACGAGGAAUUCAAGCUUAUCCUUGUGGUACGAACCGACCUUGGGAUGACGAAAGGAAAAAUCGCCGCCCAGUGCUCGCAUGCAACACUGGCCUGCUACAAGUCGUUGGCAUCGGUUACGCCGAAGAGCCCCGUUCUGUCGCGCUGGGAGUCCCGCGGUCAGGCGAAGGUGGCGGUGCAGGUGAAGAGUGAGGAUGAGCUGUUGGAGUUGCAGGCGAGGGCGAUGAGCUUGGGACUCUGCGCGAGGGUGAUUCAUGAUGCCGGGCGCACGCAGAUUGCAGCGAAUAGUGCGACUGUGCUUGGAAUUGGACCUGGGCCUAAGAGCGUGAUAGAUCAAGUUACAGGGCAUCUUAAGCUCCUAUGAAGGGGCCGUUUCGGAUCAGACCAUCCAACGAUCGUGUACGGCGGGCUAUGGCUGUUUGGAAUGGCCAGAAUAGAUCUCCAGUUAGCUCAUGGGCCAAUGAGGAAACACCCAAGGCGUGUUCGGGGACCAUGUGGAACAUACUACAAGCCGGUACGUACAGUACCUACGUGGGCCAGGGGUGGUUGGAAUAUUUAUAUUGAUAGCCUAUGGCAGGAAGCCAAUUGAUUACAGAAACCGGUUGCGACUCCCCGAUAGAGCAAAGACGCACAAGAAAAAUCAGAACAGGCGUCAAGGGCAGCGCAGCGAUCGAUUCACAACCCUGGAGACUACCCAAGCGCGUUCUUUUGGAGAGAGUUCAUAACCUCGGAGUCAUCCGGUCGGUGACACAUCAGAGAGUUCAUCGAACAUCUAGACAAGGAAAAAAAGAAAAAAGUAUAGAGCACGGACUUCCUGCGUAUUAUAAAACAC
This is a messenger RNA of Eremomyces bilateralis CBS 781.70, 1180 nucleotides long. Its product is annotated as putative mitochondrial peptidyl-tRNA hydrolase Pth2. Gene Ontology annotation, molecular function: peptidyl-tRNA hydrolase activity. Lineage: Eukaryota; Fungi; Ascomycota; Dothideomycetes; Eremomycetales; Eremomycetaceae. Bases 122 to 712 code for a protein of 196 amino acids. The record is from RefSeq and is a predicted model, not a curated record. Gene Ontology annotation, cellular component: cytosol; mitochondrion. The transcript is spliced from 3 exons.